Molecule: messenger RNA, 2103 nt
Organism: Thamnophis sirtalis
Lineage: Eukaryota; Metazoa; Chordata; Lepidosauria; Squamata; Natricidae
Source: RefSeq, a predicted model, not a curated record
ACAGCGAGCCGGAGCAAGAAUCCGGUUCGCCACAGAAGCUCAUCCGCAAAGUCUCCACCUCCGGCCAGAUCCGCCAGAAGACUAUUAUUAAAGAGGGCAUAUUGAUGAAGCAAACCAAUUCUUUCCAGCGGUGGAAAAGACGAUAUUUCAAAUUGAGAGGACGAACUUUGUACUACGCAAAAACUGCUAAGUCAAUCAUUUUUGAUGAGGUGGAUCUGACAGAUGCCAGUGUGGCAGAAUCUAGCACUAAAAAUGUCAACAAUAGUUUCACGGUUAUUACCCCAUGUCGAAAACUCAUUUUAUGUGCUGACAACAGAAAAGAAAUGGAAGACUGGAUUGCUGCACUAAAAACUGUACAGAAUCGUGAACAUUUUGAGUCUACCCAGUACAGUAUGGACCAUUUUUCAGGAAUGCAUAACUGGUAUGCUUGCUCGCAUGCACGUCCAACAUACUGCAAUGUGUGUCGAGAGGCAUUAUCUGGGGUCACAUCUCAUGGGCUGUCCUGUGAAGUGUGCAAAUUUAAGGCUCAUAAGAGAUGUGCUGUCCGGGCAACUAAUAACUGCAAAUGGACAACGCUGGCAUCCAUUGGGAAGGAUAUCAUUGAAGAGGAAGAUGGGAUUUCAAUGCCACAUCAGUGGCUGGAAGGAAAUCUACCUGUGAGUGCCAAAUGUACAGUGUGUGAUAAAACAUGUGGCAGUGUCCUACGCUUGCAAGACUGGCGUUGUCUUUGGUGCAAAGCCAUGGUACAUACCUCAUGCAGAGACCUAUUACCAACAAAAUGCCCCCUUGGCCUUUGUAAAGUGUCUGUCAUCCCUCCCACAGCUCUCAACAGCAUUGAUUCUGAUGGUUUUUGGAAAGCCACUUGUCCCCCUUCUUGUACAAGCCCUUUGUUGGUCUUUGUCAACUCAAAAAGUGGAGACAACCAGGGUGUAAAGUUCCUACGAAGAUUCAAACAACUGUUAAAUCCUGCGCAAGUCUUUGAUCUUAUGAAUGGAGGACCUCAUCUUGGUUUACGUUUAUUUCAGAAAUUUGACACUUUCCGAAUUCUGGUGUGUGGUGGGGAUGGAAGCGUUGGAUGGGUUCUCUCUGAAAUUGAUAGCCUCAGUCUCCAUAAACAGUGUCAGUUGGGUGUCUUGCCUUUAGGUACUGGCAACGACCUUGCACGUGUGCUAGGCUGGGGAUCUGCUUGUGAUGAUGAUACUCAACUUCCUCAAAUAUUGGAAAAGCUGGAAAGGGCCAGUACCAAAAUGCUUGAUAGAUGGAGCAUUAUGGUAUACGAAACAAAACUCCCGCGUCAAACAUCAGCUACUACAGUUCUUGAAGAUUUCAGUGAAAGUUCCGAGGUACAACAGAUACUUUUCUAUGAAGACUCUGUGGCUGCUCAUUUAUCUAAAAUUUUGACAUCUGACCAACACUCAGUAGUCAUCUCAUCAGCCAAGGUGCUCUGUGAGACUGUGAAAGAUUUUGUAGCUCGAGUAGGGAAAGCAUAUGAAAGAGCACCAGAAAGUUCGGAGGAGUCAGAAGUGAUGGCCAGAAAGUGCUCUGUUUUGAAAGAGAAGCUGGACUCACUUUUGAAGACACUGAAUGAAGAAUCUCAAGCUUCAUCAUCUUUGCCAAACCCACCUCCCACCAUUGCAGAAGAAACAGAAGAUGGUGAUGGUUCUGGCAUUGCUUGUGAUACUUCUACUGAACUGUCAGCAGGGUCUUCCUGUAUUGCUCGUACUCAGAUAUUUAGACCACGUGAACAGCUAAUGUUGAGAGCCAACAGUCUUAAAAAAGCCAUUCGUCAAAUUAUUGAGCAUGCAGAAAAAGCUGUUGAUGAACAGAAUGCUCAAACCCAAGAACAGACAAGCUUUCUUCUGGGCUUUUCCACCCCUGAAGAAGGAAAGGAUCUAAGGAAUGAGAACAAAAUCAAUUUACAGUCUUCACACAUUGGCAACUAUGGAUUUCCAAAAGGGAGAAGCCAUCGGAAAGUUAUCAAGUCUCCUUGUGAAAGACUAAUAAAUAAAGGAAGUAUAUCAGUAGGAAGCUCUGCCUCUCUCCCUCCACAAGCAGGAACCCGGGACAGCUUGCCAAUGUUGAAUGCAAAGAUCAUCUACCCCU